CCGGCAACCUCCGCUGCUGCUUCUACACGCCUCAACCAAAGGACCCGGGUCUAUAUGCUUUCUCUUAACAAAAUGCGGACAAAGUUUCAUUAACUCCCUUCGGCUGAAAGGAGGAAAUGCACAGGAGGAAAUGGUUCGGGUAACCUACUAUCAAAUGAAUAUAGUAGGUCAAAUAAAAUAAGGAGAAGGCAACUCAACACUUCCAUUUAAGAGGGAUUAACAAAAACGCAUCGAAGACAGUGGACAUUAAGUAGGGGAGUCCCAGCUGUGUGUGGGUAAGCUGGACUGUGGCCCACUGCAGCAGGGGAACACAGUAUAAAUCACAAUGGAGCCCCAGACAGAGCGCUCCCUACAGGCCAGGUGCAUGACGGCGUGUUGCUCCCACUGCACCCUGAAGGCACGGCUGCCGAUCCUGGGGUGGUUGCCCAGGUACCGCCUGGCCUGGCUGCAGAUGGACCUGAUCGCUGGGGCCACGGUUGGGCUGACCACUGUGCCCACUGCGCUGGCCUACGCGGAGGUGGCUGGCCUACCUGUGCAGUACGGCCUCUACUCUGCUUUCAUGGGCGGAUUCGUCUACUGCGUUUUCGGGACGGCGAAGGACCUGACGCUGGGCCCGACGGGGAUCAUGUCCCUCCUGUGCGCCUCGCACGUGCACCACGACCCCGUCUACGCCGUGCUGCUCACCUUCCUGUGCGGCGUCAUCCAGGUGAUCAUGGCCAUGCUGAGGCUGGGGUUCCUGUUGGACCUCAUCUCCCACUCGGUGAUCAAGGGCUUCACCUGUGCCGCUGCGGUCACCAUCGGUGUGGGACAGCUGAAGAACAUACUGGGACUCGGGGAUGUUCCGCAGCAGUUCUUCCUGCAGAUCUACCACACGCUCCGCAAGGCACCCGAGUCCAGGGUGGGCGACGUGAUCCUAGGCCUGCUCUGCCUUGGCCUGUUGGUGGCGCUGGCACACAUGAAGAACUCCCUGGAACACGGGUCAGGGGACCCAUCAGGCCACAUCCUGCUACAUGGCCUUGCCACAGGACGCUGCGCCCUGGUGGUGGUCACAGCCACCGCCGUGGCGUACGCCUGCGAGGUGUCCGGGCACAGGGUGUUCACCAUCAUGGGCAGCACCUCCCAGGGCCUCCCGCCGCUCAGAGCCCCGCCCUUCUCUGAGACCACGCCCGAUGGUGCGGUGAUCACCUUCGGGGAGAUUGCGCAGGAUCUAGGGGCAGGCCUGGUAAUUAUUCCACUUAUGGGACUGCUGGAGAGCAUUGCUAUAGCAAAGGCCUUCGCCAGCCAGAACAACUACCAUAUCGACACAAACCAGGAGGUCUUCGCAAUCGGCCUCACUAACAUCCUGGGUUCCUUCGUCUCUGCGUACCCCGUUACAGGCAGCUUUGGAAGGAGCGCAGUGAACUCGCAGACUGGGGUGUGCACCCCAGCGGGGGGCGUCGUGACUGGUGUGAUUGUGCUGCUCUCCUUGGCCUUCCUCAUGCCGCUCUUCGGCUACGUCCCCAAGGCCGCCCUGGCUGCUGUCAUCAUCUCCUCCGUGGCCCCCCUCGUGGACCUUAAUGUGGCCCAGGAGAUCUGGAAGGACAAGGGGCUGAAGGAGCUGCUACCUUUUGUUGUGACCUUCCUGGCCAGUUUCUGGGAGGUGCAGUACGGGAUUGUGGCGGGAGUGGCUGUUUCCAGCGUGCUCUCUCUGCACAGUUUCACAGGACUGAGCUUUAGAAGGACUCAUGAAGACUCUGGGUCACACAACUUGUGACUUGUGUGAAAAAAAUUGAACACAUUUGUGCGUCUCACGCAUUGGCCAUUUUUCCUUUCCAAACUCUCACGCUGUUUCUGAUCUGAAACUAUCAAUGUCAGGUUGCGUUCCUGAAGAUAUUUCUUUCAUGAAAUUCCACUAAACGCCUUGGGAGAAACUUGAGCAAUGCAAACAUGCAUUGAGCAAUGCAGACGGGUUUAUGAGAGUUCCACUUUCGUGUUUACUGAAAUGUGCUGAAAGCGUGAAGGAAUGGUUUUGAACUUUGUACGUUUUGGAUGCACAGCAUGACAGGAAACUACAGCUGAACCUUUUCAGCAGGCAAAUAGGCACAAAUACUGUUCUCCUGGUCAUAUGUGCUAAGGAAAGAGCGUCUGUGAGGUGGCACUUGCCUCCCAAGCACACAGCAGUUUACCCAUCACAGGGGUGGGCCCCUUGUAUUGUCUGCAUGGUACUGCCCUCAUGUUGCCUAUAGAUGGGGCCCAGGGGGUUCAGGUGAGGCCACACCUGCAUGUGGCAGAGCACGGCCAUGUACGUCACACAGCUCCGUGUCACCUCCAGCCCUGCAUCCUUGCUGCCAUUGUGAGCCAUGUUGCCUUAUCGGCCAACCAGCAAGGAGGGGGUUGCCAACGUUGGUUACGGCAGGGCACCCAAAAUCUCUCUUCAGGACUGCAAGGUUGCAGGCUCAAUUCUUGCUAUGGACUGCCAUUAUAGCCUUCACCAAGAUACUUAGAAUGAAUUAUUUUGGUAGGCAACCAGCAGUGCAAACAUAUAUGUACAAUUCAAGCUGGUAGUGUUUUUUUUUUUGCACAGAGGUGUCGGCCACACAAGUAGAUAUUGAAACGUAACAAAAUGUCAGAAGGGAGGAAGCACGUUUCCGUUCUCUGCAAUGUGAGCCUGUUUCAGCCAGUGGGUCUGGAUGCGUGCCUUGAGGGUGCUGUUGCUGCAAGAUGCUGUCACAGGGUCAUUAGCCACAUCCUGGAUGAUAGAGCACUUUAACUGGAGUGAGUGUGUUGGGCAUGUAACGAUGCACCCACAACAGUUCUGAGGUUUGUAGGUAGGCUGUACAGACUGGAGAACUUUCAUGCUGGUAUUUCAUAAAGUGCACAAUAUUCUGUACGUUUGUCACAUUUAUUGUGGGGUAGUAAAUGAUGGUGAUUAUGAUGAUGCUGCUGCUGAU
Molecule: messenger RNA, 2930 nt
Organism: Megalops cyprinoides (Indo-Pacific tarpon)
Lineage: Eukaryota; Metazoa; Chordata; Actinopteri; Elopiformes; Megalopidae
Product: sodium-independent sulfate anion transporter-like
Exons: 13
Coding region: 326-1753 (475 amino acids)
Biological process (GO): transmembrane transport
Cellular component (GO): membrane
Molecular function (GO): sulfate transmembrane transporter activity
Source: RefSeq, a predicted model, not a curated record